AAUUACGCAAUCGCUCCCUUCGAAGUCGCCUGCAUUGACCAUCUCCAUCUCCGUCUCCAUCUCCCCCAAACCCUUGUAAUUGAUCCAUUGUUACCCCUCUCUCUCGGAUCGAUUAGGGCUUGUCCUCUCCUCGUCAAAACCCUAGGAUUGGAUGUGUAACCCCCUGCGAUUCGCGAUGCAUUGAUGGUGAUCUCGUCGCCGGCGCCAUGGGCAACUGUUACUCGAACUCCAGCAAGGUCCGCGGCUCCAGCAGCGGCCGCGGCGGACGAGGCGGAGGCGGCGGCGCCGCCAACGCCGGCGGAGCUAACCACGAGCGGCGGCCGCCGGAGGAGAGGGAGAGGGAGAAGGAGAAGGGGAAGGAGCGGAAGGGGGUGGUGCCGUGUGGGAAGAGGACGGAUUUCGGGUACGACAAGGACUUCGAGAGCAGGUACGCGAUCGGGAAGCUUCUAGGGCACGGACAGUUCGGGUACACCUUCGUCGCCACGGAUAAGGCCAAUGGGGAUAAGGUCGCCGUGAAACGGAUCGAUAAGAAUAAGAUGGUUCUUCCUGUUGCUGUCGAGGAUGUCAGGCGCGAAGUGAAAAUAUUGAAAGCCCUAAAGGGGCAUGAAAACGUCGUCCACUUUUUCAAUGCAUUUGAGGACGAUUCCUAUGUGUAUAUAGUUAUGGAAUUGUGCGAGGGUGGCGAACUACUUGAUCGUAUUUUAGCCAAAAAAAACAGCCGCUACAGUGAGAAAGAUGCUGCAGUAGUAGUUCGUCAGAUGCUUAAAGUUGCAGCUGAGUGCCAUUUGCAUGGUUUGGUUCAUCGUGACAUGAAACCUGAGAACUUCCUAUUAAAAUCGACAAAGGAGGACUCACCUCUCAAGGCUACAGAUUUUGGCCUUUCUGAUUUUAUAAAGCCUGGUAAGAGAUUCCACGACAUUGUUGGCAGUGCCUAUUACGUGGCACCAGAAGUACUUAAGCGGAGAUCUGGCCCUGAAUCAGAUGUUUGGAGCAUAGGUGUAAUUACCUACAUUUUGCUUUGUGGGAGGCGUCCAUUUUGGGAUAAAACUGAAGAUGGAAUAUUCAAGGAGGUGUUAAAGAAUAAGCCAGACUUUCGUCGUAAUCCAUGGCCAAGCAUAAGUGACAGUGCCAAAGAUUUUGUACAAAGACUACUAGUGAAGGACCCUCGCGCAAGACUCACCGCUGCUCAGGCUUUAUCACAUCCAUGGGUGAGAGAAGGGGGAAAUGCAUCAGACAUACCGUUAGAUAUAUCAGUGUUAUCCAACAUGCGACAAUUUGUCAAGUAUAGCCGUUUUAAGCAGUUUGCAUUAAGGGCAUUAGCAAGUACACUCAACGAGGAGGAGUUGGCUGAUCUGCGUGACCAGUUUAAUGCGAUUGAUGUUGAUAAAAAUGGUACGAUAAGUCUCGAAGAAAUGAAACAUGCUCUUGCCAAAGAUCUUCCAUGGAGAAUGAGGGAGCCUCGGGUUCUAGAGAUUCUUGAAGCGAUUGACAGCAACACGGAUGGGCUGGUAGAUUUCGACGAAUUCGUAGCUGCGACUCUACAUGUGCAUCAAUUGGUGGAACUCGACUCUGAGAAGUGGCAAUCCCUCUCCCAGGCUGCUUUCGACCAGUUCGAUGUGGACCGGGACGGAUAUAUCACGCCUGACGAACUACGCAUGCACUCAGGAUUAAAGGGCUCGAUCGAUCCUUUGUUAGAGGAGGCCGACAUCGACAAGGAUGGAAAGAUAAGUCUGGACGAAUUCCGGAGGCUCCUGAAAACUGCGAGCAUGAGCUCACGCAAUAUACCGAAUCAUUCCGCCGUCCGAAACACUUCGAAGUCGUGACUCUCAAAGAGAAGUUACUACAGAAGCACACUUGAAAUUAUGAAGCGAGAGAAGCUACGCUCUAGGAAGUCGAGAUUGAGCACUCAUCUUAGUAAAAACGCAGCUCGCUGCUGCACUCUUUUGCUUGUUGUAAAUUUUUUGCAUCGGUAUUAAGUCAAAACGGGAUUCCGUCAGGUUUUACCUCAAUCUGAUGUUGCUGAUUGGUUUUUUUUACCUCAAUCUGAUGUUGCUGAUUGGUUUUUUUAGUGGCUUGAUCUCGCGAUGGUUGUAUAAUAACUUUUCCAUUAUAAACAGUGAUACUUUGCUAUCA
Ananas comosus (pineapple) is the source of this 2133-nucleotide messenger RNA. RefSeq names its product calcium-dependent protein kinase 18-like. The transcript has 12 exons. The record is from RefSeq and is a predicted model, not a curated record. Gene Ontology annotation, biological process: protein autophosphorylation; intracellular signal transduction; peptidyl-serine phosphorylation. Bases 207 to 1823 code for a protein of 538 amino acids. NCBI's taxonomy places the organism in Eukaryota, Viridiplantae, Streptophyta, Magnoliopsida, Poales, Bromeliaceae. Gene Ontology annotation, cellular component: nucleus; cytoplasm. Gene Ontology annotation, molecular function: calcium/calmodulin-dependent protein kinase activity; calcium-dependent protein serine/threonine kinase activity; calmodulin binding.